AUGGGUUUCGAGAAGGGCGAUGCUAAGAAGGGUGCCAACCUUUUCAAGACGCGUUGCGCGCAGUGCCACACCCUGAAGGAGGGUGAGGGUAACAAGAUUGGCCCUGAGCUUCACGGUCUUUUCGGCCGCAAGUCCGGUCACGUCGCUGGUUUCUCAUACACCGACGCCAACAAGCAGAAGGGCGUCACCUGGGAGGAGGGCACUCUGUUUGACUACCUCGAGAACCCCAAGAAGUUCAUCCCAGGCACCAAGAUGGCCUUUGGUGGUCUCAAGAAGCCCAAGGACCGUAACGAUCUUAUCACCUUCCUCCAGGAAGAGACCAAAUAA
Messenger RNA from Dothidotthia symphoricarpi CBS 119687, 327 nucleotides. Its product is annotated as cytochrome c. Gene Ontology annotation, biological process: mitochondrial electron transport, cytochrome c to oxygen; mitochondrial electron transport, ubiquinol to cytochrome c. Gene Ontology annotation, molecular function: heme binding; electron transfer activity. The transcript has 4 exons. Bases 1 to 327 code for a protein of 108 amino acids. Gene Ontology annotation, cellular component: mitochondrial intermembrane space. The record is from RefSeq and is a predicted model, not a curated record. NCBI's taxonomy places the organism in Eukaryota, Fungi, Ascomycota, Dothideomycetes, Pleosporales, Dothidotthiaceae.